AUGAUAUCCAGCUUCCGUGUCAUCAUUGUAGGCGGCGGCGUGGCCGGGCUUACAGCUUCCCAUGCCCUCCAAAAGGCAGGAAUCGAUCAUGUUGUGCUUGAAAGAUCAAAAGAAGUGGCUCCUCCAGUUGGGGCCAGUAUUGCCAUCUACCCGCAUGGAGCACGCAUUUUAUCCCAGAUUGGGUGUCUUGAGGCGGCGAGGGCGGCCUGUCGCCCCUGCGAGAGAUUCAUCACCAGGGGACCAGAUGGGAAGGUCUGGAUCAAUAGUGACUUCUUCGGGAAUGUUCAAGCCAACCAUGGACAGGACAUUCUCCUCCUCGAACGGAGGGAAUUCCUGCAAAUCCUGUACGAUUGCCUCCCCGACAAGUCUUUCGUUAAACUCGGAUGCAGAGUCCGUGAUGUGACUCAGGAUAGCAACGGGGUCGAAGUGAUCCUCGGCGAUGGGACCGUCGAACGAGGCGACAUGGUGCUAGGCUGCGACGGCGUGCACAGCCUGGUUAAACAGAGAAUGUGGGACCUGGCCAACCAGAACAUUCCCGGGGUCAUCACGACACAGGAGAAGACCUCGAUGGUCACCAGGUGGAAAUGUCUAGUGGGAAUGGGCCCAGCAGCACCGGAACUGGGCGAAAGAGAUAUGACGGUGGUGCAUGACGACAGGUAUUCGUUUCUGUUCCUCACGCAGCCAGACAAGCUGUUCUUCUUCGUGUUCUUCCGGCUGGAUCACGAGUUCCGCUGGCCAGAAAGGAGACGAUAUACCGAUGCAGAUGCUGAAGCAUUGGCCACCAGUGUUGCUAGCCAUCCCAUCUGUGAGACGCUCGUGUUUGGGGAGAUUUGGCAGAAGCGGAUCCGCGGCUCUCUGAUCUCCCUCGAAGAGGGGAUAUUACAGCAUUGGUCGCAUGGACGGAUCGUGUUGGCUGGCGAUUCCGUCCACAAGGUCACGCCAAACAUCGCGCUUGGGGAAACUCCACAAUGGAAUCCGUGGUGGUCUCACCACGGUGGCCGAGUCAGCCGGGCAACGCUGCGGAGGGUCUUUGACCAGUAUCAGCGAGAUCGGGAGGCGCGGAUGCACGAGAUAAUGGAACUGUCUUCGCUGAUCACCAGAGUCCAGGCAUGGGAUGGGAUCCUGCCGAAGUUCCUGGCUUGUUGGGUGCUCCCCUUCCAAGCCGAUCACAAACUGACAGAUCAACUUGGCGAACUGAUCAGAAAGGCACCGAAGUUGGAUUAUGUCAAAGUUGAUCAGGAAUUUGGACGGGGUCGGUUGGCGUGGGAGGACGAGAAAAACAGUCGUUCCCUUGACAAAGUAAAGAAGAUGGCUUUUGUCAGCAGGUUGACAGUGUAUCUGGCGGGAUGUUUGACAGCAUUGGUCUUGGCUUAUAGUCUGUCUAUUUAG
Messenger RNA from Aspergillus novofumigatus IBT 16806, 1389 nucleotides. RefSeq names its product FAD-dependent oxidoreductase. The transcript has 3 exons. The coding region runs from base 1 to 1389 and encodes 462 amino acids. Gene Ontology annotation, molecular function: FAD binding. NCBI's taxonomy places the organism in Eukaryota, Fungi, Ascomycota, Eurotiomycetes, Eurotiales, Aspergillaceae. The record is from RefSeq and is a predicted model, not a curated record.